UUGCUCCCUUGCUUAAUUUAUAAUGUUGCAGGUGCUCCUACGUCUACAACUGGUACGACCGAAAUCAUCGACAAUACCGAACAGAACCUUGUCGCAUUUCGUCGCGAAGUCUAUCUCACUAUACAGUCAUCGCUGGAUUUCCAAGAAGCCGCUCAUAAACUUUUGAAGAUGCAUGUUGCCAAAGAGAUGGAGCCAGAACUGUGCCAUAUGCUUGUGGAUUGCUGCUGUCAGCAGAGAACAUAUGAGCGCUUCUAUGGUCUUCUUUGUGAAAGAUUCUGCCGGUUGCGGAAAGAAUAUCAGAUGACAUUCGAAAAAAUUGCUUGUGAUACGUACGCGACAAUACACAGAUUCGAUAUAACCAAGUUAAGAAACAUGGCGCGUCUCAUCUCUCAUCUUCUUUUUACUGAUGCCAUUUCAUGGACGAUUUUCUCUGAUGUCAAGUUGACUGAAAACGAUACUACCUCUUCUGGUCGCAUCUACCUGAAAUAUGUCUUUCAAGAAUUGUGUGAAUCAAUGGGACUGACGAAGCUGUACGAGCGAGUCACUGAUCCAACGUUGCAACAAGCCUUCGCUGGUUUGUUUCCACGUGAUAAUCCACAAAACACGCGAUUCGCCAUCAACUUCUUCACGCUCACUGGUCUUGGUGGACUAACGCUUGAUCUCCGGCAGUUUCUCGAGAAGGGUAUGAAGAAAAAGAAAGAAGAAUCUGUUGAUGAGUCGUCAUCGUCGUCAUCUUCAUCAGAUUCAUCGGAUGAUUCCAGCGACAGUGAUAGCGACAGCGACGAUGAUGAUGACUCAGGUGUGUUGCCCAUUAGAAGCGAGUUUGUUAGUGAGACUACAGUAGAUUGCCAGUAA
Molecule: messenger RNA, 855 nt
Organism: Cooperia oncophora
Lineage: Eukaryota; Metazoa; Nematoda; Chromadorea; Rhabditida; Trichostrongylidae
Source: the annotation of a GenBank genome assembly